This is a messenger RNA of Amphimedon queenslandica, 1632 nucleotides long. RefSeq lists its product as uncharacterized. Gene Ontology annotation, molecular function: glycosyltransferase activity. NCBI's taxonomy places the organism in Eukaryota, Metazoa, Porifera, Demospongiae, Haplosclerida, Niphatidae. The transcript has 4 exons. The record is from RefSeq and is a predicted model, not a curated record. Gene Ontology annotation, cellular component: cytoplasm. The coding region runs from base 101 to 1465 and encodes 454 amino acids.
UAGGGCUACAUAACUUUAAUAAUGUUAAUUAACUAUAGCGGUUUAUUAAGGUUUAAAUAAUGCGCCGUUUUAGUUAAUAAUCGUAGCUGUGAAAUCAGAAAUGGUAUCUAUUGGAGCAAGAUCAUUAUCUCUUGUUCUUCUGUGUGUCAUUGUUGCAGUUCUAUUGGUGCAAGUGAUCCUGUACCAACUGGUAGGAGCUGACUGGUUCAAAAAAAUUUAUGAUUCUGUCAGUGUUAGAAGCAAUGAGCCUGAGGGAUCAAAAUACAGUUCGGUUGGAUAUUACAAGAAGGCAUUUCAUCAUCCACAAACUAUUGAUGACUUGUGGAUACUGGUGUCACGUGACUACAUAGUAAGGAGGCUUGGGUAUCUUGACUUAAGAGAUGUCGAAAAUGUAACAAUACGAUUGAUAACAAUGCAAGAUAAACGAAAAGCACCUCCAGUAGCACUGUAUAUCAAUAUUCACUACAAUACAAUGUGGAAGAGACCUCACUGUAUGCCAACACAAUGGGACUAUGGUGCUAUUGGUGGUGGGUAUGAUAAUUAUGAGAAUUAUCUACUGAAGACUGAUCUACUGUUUCAAACGCAGUAUGAAUCACUAUCUCACAUCACAGUAUCAACUAAUAAUGACUGUAGCAGUGAGAGUGGUGUUAUCCCCAUACAAACCAUUAAACCCAAGGAAUAUGAUUAUAAUUUUGGUGUUUGUCUCCAUAAAGGGAUUGGACCUGAUUUCAAGCCUAAGAUACUCCUGGAUUAUGUGAAGAUGCACUUGGCAGUAGGAGCUGAAAUAAUAACAAUAUACAUACAGACUGGGGCAGAAGGAGUCUAUGAUAUAUUACUACCAUACAUUAAUAAAGGAACUGUUGAAGUAUUGGACUGGAAGCUAGAGCCCAACAUUACUAAUGGAGGCUCCCAUCAUUAUGGGCAGACUGGAGUCCUGGCUGAAUGUUUGUGGCGUAAUACAUACAGAGUGAAGUACUUGGGUAUGAAUGAUGCUGAUGAAUUCUUUAUUCCUCUUAAGCAUAAAACAAUAUCAGAGCUGAUGUCUGAUAUUGAUACUCCUCAAGUUUCAAAAACUCCAGCGGCAACUUUUGGUUUCCCGAAUUUCAUGAUGAAAGGUAACGAGACGCUACCCAAAGUAUCAAAAGCAUUGCAAUCAGGAACAUGUCCCCAGCUAAGGAAUGAGCCCAUUGCUAUAUACUACACCAGGAGCAGAGGCUGUGUGCUGAGAGGCAGGGCUGUGCAGAAAGUUGUCUUCAGGCCAGUAGCAAUAUACCUCCCAUGGGUCCAUUGUCAGAUAAAGUUUCGUAGUUGGGAAUACAUUGAAGAGUAUAAACUACCUGAAGAUACUGGACUGUCAUACCAUUACAGGUCACAUUGGAAGAAGUACAAGUCAUGUUCAGUCCCAGAGUAUCAUACAACAGUCAUUGAGAAAUAUAUUAAGAUCCUGACAGGCUGUGAUAUUUAGUAAUUAAGGAUUGCUAAUUAGUGAAAAUGUUAGAACUGCAAUGUUUGCAAUAAUCAUUUUAGUCUAGUACUUUACAACAUUCCUUAAACUUGGCUCAAACUGUUUAAUAAAUGUUGUCAAAUUAGCAGCAUCAUGUAUUUGUCAAGUGCCAAGUACUGGAACCAACA